CCAUUUCUUUCGAUUUUGGUUCCAAGUACCCAAAAUAGUUUCAAACUCCUCUGCCAAUGGCGGCAUUAUCAUUCCCAUAGCGCACAUUUGCAGCUUAUAUACACAGACUGCAUUUCAGUUUAUCUCUCACCAACAAUUCUUGACUUCUCCCUUUGUGUUUUUCUUGUGUUCCCCAGUUCGAGUGCCCGGCGAUGGCGAACCAAGAGAAUUGCGUGAGGGUCACUCGAUUGGCGGCGAAGAAGAGAGCAGCACAAGAGGCCACCGCCGGCGAGAAGAGCAAGAAGCAGAGGGUGGUGCUGGGCGAUAUUCAGAAUGUACUUUCCUCGCAAAAUGUCUGCGAGAAGGGGAAAGGUAAUUCUAAGAGGAAGUUAAAAGAAGGGAAAUUGGGUGGUAAGAAGAGCCUGAAAGUGGGGAAUGAUCCGGCGAUUGAUUUGGACGGGAAAAUCGAUGACCCGCAGAUGUGCGGAGCUUAUGUUUCUGAUAUACACGAGUACCUUCGCAAAAUGGAGUUUCUAAUAAUUCUUAAAAUAUUAACCCAGAAGGAGGCAAAUAGAAGGCCUUUGCCUCAUUACUUGGAGAUUGUUCAGAGUGACAUAAAUGCAAACAUGCGAGGGGUUUUGAUGGAUUGGUUGGUUGAGGUUGCUGAGGAGUACAAGCUUCUUUCAGACACAUUGUAUUUGACAGUUUCCUAUAUUGAUCGAUUUUUGUCCACGAAUGUCAUAAACCGGCAAAGGCUUCAGCUUCUUGGUGUUUCCUCAAUGCUCAUUGCCUCAAAGUAUGAGGAGAUAACUCCUCCACAUGUGGAAGAUUUUUGCUACAUAACUGAUAACACGUACACUAAGGAGGAGGUUGUGAAAAUGGAAGCCGAUGUGCUCAAAUCCCUUAAAUUCGAAAUGGGGAAUCCAACUGUGAAGACAUUUCUUAGGAAAAUUAUCAGAGUUGCUCAAGAAGAAAAAGGGCGUUCGAGCUUGCAGUUAGAGUUCUUGGGUUACUAUCUAGGUGAACUAAGUUUGCUGGAUUAUGGGUGUGUGAAAUUCUUGCCAUCUUUGGUGGCUGCAUCAGUCAUAUUUCUCGCGAGAUUUACACUUAGUCCUAAGCAACAUCCUUGGAGUUCGGCCUUACAAUGCCAGUCAGGAUAUAAAGCAUCAGAUCUACAAGAAUGUGUUUGCUUAAUUCAUGACUUGCAAUUGAGUAAAAAAGUUGGCUCUUUGACUGCAGUGAGAGAGAAAUACAAACAGCACAGAUUCAAAUGUGUAUCGACACUGUCUUCACCUUCAGAUAUACCCGAGUCGUAUUUUGAUGAUCGUUAAGGUGUCUGAUCAGGGACAAGCCAUUUAAGACUCAAACUCAUGGAAAUGUAUAUAGAGCUUUCAAGUUAUAUGGCUAGAUGUAUAUGUUCUUGUUCGACUGAGGAUUUAUUCCUGUACAAGCUUUGGUUGGAAAGAUGUUUUUUCAUGAACAAUAUUCAGAAAUAUUGCAUGAAGUUUUGCGAACGAGUGGUAUGUAGGAACCUUGUGCAUUGAGUAGAUGUACGGUUUGUAUUUUUGGUCACAUACUUAAGGUCGAAUGUCACAAUUUUUUUUACCCCUUUCGUUUAGGCUUUUGAUGAUUUGUAUUGAAUUUUGAUAUCAGUAUCAUUGUUAUAAAAAUUUCUUUACUUGAGAAUUAAAUGGAUGAAGGAGCGAGUAGCGUGACGUUAGAGACGGUCUUACAGUGAUCAUGCUCAAAACACCCGCAGUUGGGUAAAAGAAGCGUAGAAGUUAGCUUUCUAACAAUUUUUGAAAAUUAAAUAGUUAAUUUUAGAACCCAUUUGCUCUGAAGAUAAAAACUUUUUUAUUUAUGCGUUAUUUAUUAAUGUGGUGGCUUUGUAUUAUCCAUCCACUUCAAUCUGUUAAACGACAUGGAGCUCACUAGCUGCUGCUGUUAUCUUCUUCUGCUAGCUCUGCCUUUACUCUCUCUCUUCAUCCUCCUCAAAAAACACUCUUCACAACAAAGCCCGAACCCGCCUCCAAGCCCGCGCUCUCUCCCCAUAAUCGGCCAUCUCCACCUCAUCAAGGACUCCCUCCACCUCUCUCUAGCUUCUCUCUCAUCCCUGCACGGCCCGAUUUUCUCCCUCCGACUAGGCUGCAGAUCGUUCGUCGUCAUCUCCUCUCCAUCCGCCGUCGAGGAGUGCUUCACCAAAAACGAUGUCGUCCUCUCCAACCGCCCCCGGACCAUGGCCGGAGAUCUGGUGACGUACAACUACACCGCCUACGUUUGGGCGCCGUACGGCCAUUACUGGAGGACCAUCCGCAAAGUGAGCGUCAUCGAGCUCUUCUCCGCGCGCAGCCUCCAGAUUUCCGCCCAAAUCCGCCAACAGGAAGCGCACAAAAUCCUCCGCGUGCUAAGCAGCGCCGGCAAUUCAUGGAAGAAGGCUGAUUUGAACUACCUGGCCUUGAUCUACAGCUUCAAUCACGUCGCGAGGGCUGUCGCCGGGAAAUCGAUGGUUGAGGAAGGUGAAAUUGGGAGUGAAUCGGGGAAGGAGAAACUGAAGCGGAUUCGUGGGAUGUUCUCGCCGAGCUUGUCGGAGGGGAUUUGCGAUUAUUUCCCGAUUUUGAGGCGGGUCGGGUACAAGGGGAUCGAGAGGGAUCUGAUCGCGUUGCAAGGUAAGAGGGAAGCGUUUUUGGAAGGGUUGAUUGGUGAGGUUAAGGGAGAAAUUGAUGGUGGUGAUAGACAGAAGAGCUGUUUGAUCGACGCCCUGCUGCGCCUGCAAGCAUCGGAGCCUGAAUUCUAUACAGACGACGUCGUCAAAAGCACUGUACAGAUGAUGUUCAUAGCUGGAACAGAGACCUCUGCCACAACAAUUCAAUGGGCAAUGUCACUCCUGCUAACAAACUCGGGCCCAUUUCUCAAACUCAAACGAGAAAUAGACAAUAAGAUCGGACACGACCGUUUGCUAAACGAAUCGGAUCUCGCCAAGCUUCCUUAUCUCUGUAGCGUGGUCAACGAAACCUUAAGACUUUACCCGCCAGCACCCCUCCUCUUACCCCACCACUCGUCCGAAGAUUUCAUGGUGGGAGGGUACAACUUGCCAAAGAGCACAACCUUGCUUGUGAACGUAUGGGCCAUGCAUAGGGACCCUAAACUGUGGGACCACCCGGAUAAGUUCGACCCAGACCGGUUCAUGGAUGGCGAGAUCGUAAAGGAGUUAGGUUGUCAAUUUUUGCCGUUUGGGAUGGGGAGACGUUCUUGCCCUGGGUCGGUCAUGGGGAUGAGGAUGAUAAUGUUGGUGUUGGGUUUGCUUGUGCAGUGUUUUGAGUGGGAGAAAGAGGUGGGGCGUGAAGAGAUGGAGGGUAAGUACAGACCACUCGCCCUGCAAAAGGUAAAGCCUUUGGAGGUUGUGUGCAUCGUUAGGCAUGAAGCUGCGCGUCUUAUGGCGCAACUUUGAUGCAGAAGAUAUAAACUCUCAAAAUGAUGUUCUAUGAGUUUCUUUUGAACAUUUUAUGUUGUUAUAUAUCUAUCCAAGAAUUUCGAGAUGAUGGGUCAAUUAUGGUGUUAGCGCAGACGGGGCUACAUGUAUCAGAGGGGAACAUACCUCCUAAACAGUGAGGAAAUAAUAUUACUAGUCAUGGUUCAAGCAUGCAACUCUUAAUGUGAGAAAUCGAGGAAACACUAUUUUUAAUUGUGUGUAAUGCUAUUAUUUAUUGUGUUUGUUGUUAUUUUUAGUUAUGAAUUAUUUUUUAGAAAAA
Messenger RNA from Striga asiatica, 3728 nucleotides. Lineage: Eukaryota; Viridiplantae; Streptophyta; Magnoliopsida; Lamiales; Orobanchaceae. The record is from the annotation of a GenBank genome assembly.